AUGGCAGACGACAUCCUCAAAGAACUCCUCAAGCUCGAAUCCCUUUCCAAAGCGUCCUCAUCCUCCGCUUCGUCCUCGAAAGGCAAAUCUAAGCCUCUUCAAACUACGUUAUCCGACCUCGAAUCGGCAUUGGAAAUAGCCGAGAAUCAGAUAAAGGAUGGGAUCGAUGUGGAAAACGUCGUCAAGUCGCUCAUCAAGGAGGCUGAGGGGAAGAAGGUCGACGUGGAGAAAGGUUUGAAGGAAUGGUACGGGGGGCUGUCAAAAGUCGGAAAAGCCAUCGACAAGUCCGAGGUUGCUGCCAUCUCGAAUACUUACGACGUACCGAGCCCGCCUCUCUUCUCCUCCGAAGAGAGCCGCAGAGCCAUGGAUGGAGUGAUCCUGGAGACGAUGGUCAGGAAGGGUGCUUGGAGUGCUGCCGAGACGCUCUGCAGAGAAACAGGGAUAUCUUUCAACAAGGAGAUGAGACGACUGAGUGAAGAGCUACAUGCCACGAUAGAUGACAUGAAUCGAGGAGACGUAGAGUCUGCUCUCAAGUGGACGAGCAAGCAUCACGACUUCCUCUCGGCUCCUCCUCAUCCUUCUCCAUUGAUGUUCUACCUCCACCGAGCCCGGCUCAUACAGCUUAUGCUCGACCCUUCCGUUUCGUCAACCACCAACCCGCACAAUGACUGCCCGGCACCGCUCCAAUAUGCUCGGGAUCACCUUUACCCGUAUAUAGUGUCGUCGCAUCAACAAGAAAUCUACCACCUUCUCGGCGCCCUUCUCUACACGCCAUCACAACUACCGACGAGCCCCUACGCCGACCUCUUGUCGCCGUCAUUGCAACCACCAGCCCUCGUCCCGCUCUUCAAGGUGGAGUUCUGCCGACUACACGGGUGGGCGAGAGAGGAUCCCUUGAGCGUGGUCGUCGAUCUCGGAGCGGGCGGGGCGUUGAGUAAGAUCGACAAGGCGAGAAAGGUGAUGAAAGACAGGCUGGGAGAGGUCAGGACGUGGGAAGAGUUGCCGGUGAGUAUGGAACUACCGGUACCUUUGUCACGACGCUACCACUCAGUCUUUGCAUGCCCCGUCUCGAAAGAACAAGCGACCGACUCGAACCCGCCAAAGAUGCUCUCGUGCGGACAUACCAUCGCACAGGACAGUUUGACCAAGCUGAGCAAACACGGACGACGAGCCGUGAAAUGUUCUUACUGCCCGCAGGAGACGGCGAUCGCUUCGGCUAUGAGGCUGUACUUGUGAUUGAAUUAGACAGACUCUGUCUCUCUCUCUCUCUGUCUCUCUCUAUAUAUAUAUGUAUAUCAUGACACAACCAGACGGCCGAACCGGAGAAUUAUAUCGGACGAUCACAACCAGA
Filobasidium floriforme is the source of this 1351-nucleotide messenger RNA. RefSeq lists its product as uncharacterized. Bases 1 to 1236 code for a protein of 411 amino acids. The record is from RefSeq and is a predicted model, not a curated record. Gene Ontology annotation, cellular component: GID complex; cytoplasm; nucleus. Lineage: Eukaryota; Fungi; Basidiomycota; Tremellomycetes; Filobasidiales; Filobasidiaceae. The transcript is spliced from 6 exons. Gene Ontology annotation, molecular function: protein binding; ubiquitin protein ligase activity. Gene Ontology annotation, biological process: proteasome-mediated ubiquitin-dependent protein catabolic process.